UGGUGGUACUUAACUUUACACAUGUGGAAACCAUCUUCUCUUGUAACUCUCUGUGUUUUUAAGUGUGCAUUAAUAAUAUUGAUGAUUCUUUAACAAAUCCCCUUCUUCUCUUCUCUCAGCUUUAUAUAAGCUGCUUUUUAGUGGAGUCCCUGGAUUUGGCCUUAUAUUAUUAUUCUUCUAUCAAAAACACUUCUAUAAAACCACAUUAUAUUUGAGGCCUAGUUUCUCCAUGGUGUGUGUAUCGGUAUAUCCAUAGAGAGAGAGAGAGAAGAGAUAUUGAAGGUGCAGUAAAAGAAAUGGAGUCUUUUAUAAGGUUUUUGCGUUCUGCCAAGCCGUAUUUCGGAGUUAUUUUCGUGCAAUUUGGUUACGCUGGAAUGGCGAUUCUUACAAAAUCAGCUUUGGAUAAAGGAAUGAGCCAACAUGUUUUUGUGGCUUAUCGUCAAGUUGCUGCUACUCUCGUCAUUGCUCCUUUCGCCAUUAUCUUUGAGAGGAAGGCAAGGACAAAGAUGACCUUUUCAUUGUUGUUCAAAAUUUUGCUUCUGGGUUUCUUAGAGCCAGUGAUUGAUCAAAACUUGUACUAUACGGGUAUGAAGUACACAACAGCAACCUUUGCUGCUGCGAUGUGCAAUGUUUUGCCAGCUUUUGUUUUCCUCAUGGCUUGGGCUUGCAGGCUUGAGAAAGUGAAGAUUAUGAAAAGGGGAAGCCAAGCAAAAAUCUUAGGAACAAUAGUAACAGUUGGAGGAGCCAUGAUUAUGACAUUCAUAAGAGGCCCAAUGUUGAAUCUACCAUGGACAAAGUUACCAAAUCAGGUCUCAGCUUCUUCUUCUUUAUCAGCUGCUUCUCCAGAUCACCAAAAUCAAAUCGUUGGCUUCCUCAUGAUUACAACUGGCUGCGUUUGUUGGGCAGCUUUCAUCACUCUUCAGGCGAUUACAUUGAAAGAGUACCCCGCCGAUCUGUCGCUUACGACAUUGAUAUGCUUGGUGGGCACCAUUGGAGGUUUUGGGGUGGCUUUGGUCAUUGAGAGAGGGAACGUUUCUGCUUGGGCUUUGCACUUUGAUAGCCAGCUUCUAGCUGUGGUUUAUUCUGGAGUAAUAUGUUCAGGGGUAACGUAUUAUAUUCAAGGAGUGGUAAUGCAAACAAAAGGGCCAGUUUUUUUCGCUUCAUUCAAUCCUCUAGCCAUGAUUCUUGUUGCGAUCAUGAGCUUCUUCAUCUUGUCUGAGAUUAUGUUUUUGGGAAGGAUGAUUGGAGUAGUGAUCAUAAUAUGUGGCCUGUACAUGGUUUUAUGGGGGAAAAGCCAAGAUGAACCUCCAGUUUUGAACUCUGAAUGUGAUAACAUGACACCUUGUGAGCAACAAAUGAAGACCACAACAACAGUUCAAUCGAGUCAAGAUUUCCUCGCGCUCAAUGUUGCAAAAGAGGAGAAAAAUUGAUGAGUUAUAUAUCUAAAACAACUUGCAUAAUUGUGCUUUUGUAUGAUGAUCUCUUAUAUAUAUAUUUAUAUUUCAACCAAAAUAUGUUUCUAACUUUUGUAUUUAUGUCACUUAAGGCUAUAUAUAAUAAUAAUAAUUUCUCUGUUUUCGAUCUUCUAA
Molecule: messenger RNA, 1589 nt
Organism: Cucumis sativus (cucumber)
Lineage: Eukaryota; Viridiplantae; Streptophyta; Magnoliopsida; Cucurbitales; Cucurbitaceae
Product: WAT1-related protein At2g39510
Exons: 7
Coding region: 297-1430 (377 amino acids)
Cellular component (GO): plasma membrane
Molecular function (GO): transmembrane transporter activity
Source: RefSeq, a predicted model, not a curated record